Messenger RNA from Lotus japonicus, 2771 nucleotides. RefSeq names its product protein FAR1-RELATED SEQUENCE 5-like. Bases 145 to 1473 code for a protein of 442 amino acids. The transcript is spliced from 2 exons. Lineage: Eukaryota; Viridiplantae; Streptophyta; Magnoliopsida; Fabales; Fabaceae. The record is from RefSeq and is a predicted model, not a curated record. Gene Ontology annotation, biological process: regulation of DNA-templated transcription.
GUUGUUAUUUUGUAGGAUUAAGUAGUGGAAGUAGUUAGAUUAAGUAGUUUAAGUAGUUAGAUUAAGUAGUUUAAGUAGUUAGAAGGAUGGGUUUUUGAAUUCUGAGUCGUGAUAUAAUACGGAUUGUUAUCUUCUGUAUUGAAUAUGGAAAGGUACUUUCCGUAUUCAGUAUGGAAAGUAACAAUCCGUAUUCGGUAUGGAAAGUAUAUUUCCGUAUUGAGUAUGGAAUGUAACUUUCCGUAUUCUCUUCCAGGGAUGACAGAUUCAUUUUUCUUUGGUGAGUCACAAUUGAUUGAAGCUGGAUUUCACAAUGGUCAACCUGAAGAGGCCACUACAGAGGUGCCACCACCAGCAUUUGUGCCCCCGUGUAUAAGUAUAGAUGUCUCGCAUUUAUUUGCAACUGAUCAGAUUUUCCCUACCCGUGAUGAUCUUAUCAAUUGGGUUCAUGGAAUUGCGAUUGAAAAUGGAUAUGUUACGUUGAUCACAAAGUCAGAUUAUGGUGGGAAUGGAAGCAGAAAAGCUUAUGUCAUGUUGGGGUGCGAGAAGCAUGGUAAAUAUGUUCCUUAUAGAGACCCUGACCUUGUUGAAGGGACGAGAUCACAAAAGACAGGUUGUCCUUUUAGACUAAAAGGACGACCUAGGAAAAAUGGCAUAGAUAGAGAUUGGCGGCUAAAGGUGAUGGAAGGUAUACACAACCAUGAACCAGCUAGGUCACUACUUGGGCACAAUUUUGUUGGUCGUCUAAAACCCGGAGAGAAGGAGCAAGUGGGAAAAAUGACAAGGAGUUGGGUUCCACCGAGAAAGAUGUUGUUGACUUUGAAGGAAAACAAUCCUUCAAACUUGACUACCAUAUCUCAGAUUUAUGGUGUUUGCAAGAGGUUAAGAAAAUCCCUCCGCGGGGGAUUGACAGAAAUGCAACACUUGUUGAAGAAGUUGGACGGUGACAAGUAUGUCCACUUUGAAAGACAUGAGCCUGGAUCGGAAGUCAUUAGGGAUGUAUUUUGGGCUCAUCCAAAUGCUAUCAAACUGUUCAACACAUUUCCAUAUGUAGUGAUUAUGGAUUGCACAUACAAGACAAACAAAUAUGCAAUUCCCUUGCUUGAGAUUGUUGGACUGACUUCCACAGAUAAGACAUACUCCAUAGCCUUUUGCUACAUUGUUAAUGAGGGCACAGAUGACUACGUUUGGGCACUGGAGUGUAUGAAGUCUCUAUUAGCUGAUCAAGCCAUGUUGCCUAAGGUGAUUGUUACUGACAGGGAUCUUGCCUUAUUGAGUGCUGCUAAGCAAAACCUUCCUAACACUACACAUUUAUUAUGCUUGUGGCACAUCAACAAGUGUGUUUUGGCAAAGUGCAAACUCUAUGUUGGCACAGAUGAUUUUGCUGAGUUGGUUAUGAUGAAGUGGGCAGAGGUGGUGGAUGCUGCAACAGUUGAAGAAUUUGAAGUGAAAUGGAUGCAAUUGGUACACGUUUAGGAAGAUUCACAUCAGAAUAUGAAGCUUGGCUUGUUACUUUUGGUGUUCCUCUUAUUCACCAAAGUUAUGUAGACAUCACCUCAGAUUGACACCACACUUUUGUGUGAUAUUCAUUUGUAAACGCUCUGUAAUAUUAAUCUGAUGGGCCUUGCCUUUAUGAUGUUCAUUUGUUGCUUUUAAUAAUAUUAAUUUGAUGGUCAUUGUUAUAUUGAUGGGCCUUAUUAUUUUGAAUCAGCAUCAGGGAUAAUUAACAUAGACAACCACUCUGUCAUCAGAGUCCUGUCAUUUUCAUCCACCCCAUCAUCAGAGUCCUGUCAUUUACAACCACCCCAUCAUCAGAGUCCUGUCAUUUCCAACCACCCCAUCAUCAGAGUCUUGUCAUUUUCAUCCACUAAAUGACGAACUUGAAACCUGACAUUACUAUCUACCACCAACCAACCCCAACCACACUUGUAUUAUCCACCAAACACCAUAAAUCUUUUGACCAUUCUGCUAUAAAUCUCUCUGGGUUCUUUAUUCUUCUUCAUCCUUUUCUUCAUGUCUUGCUUUCGAAGAUAAAAAAAAACAAUGGAACAAGACUGGGAUGCAUUAGUCCGCCGUUGCAAACGUCAAGGCAGCACUUCUAGCAGCUCUCGUCCUCUCAUUCCUGGGCCAGCUGGCGCCGUCCAGGCUGCCAUGUAUGGGCGUAGAUCCAACCCUAACACACUACUCAUUCCGACCCAAGAAUUUGUGAGGCGUUUGCUCGAAGACAGAUCAACCGAAACCGAUCCUGAUUUCAAUUCAAAUGCUUGGCUUACAGCCCUGCAAUUGGUGGAAUCUGCCACUCCGCUGGGCACAAUCACAACGAAUGUUGAGAGAGUAGAGAGUGUUGUUGCUGUUAUUAAAUCAUGCACUCCCAAUGGUUUCGGAGAUGCCAAAGUUACCCUCAAGGUAUUUGCUCGCUUUUGUCCAGCUUCUUUAACCGUCAAUUUGUUGUCUCAUUUUCUCUCACGAUUGCAUUGAUUUAGGACCCUACGGGCACCGUUGACGCUAGCGUCCAUCGCAAGGCCUUCACUGACGGGGAAUUUAGGAAUGUCAUAACUGUUGGAUCUGUUCUUGUUCUCCAAAAGGUCUAUUACCUUAAACAUUAAUCUUGCUUCCUUUGAACAAGUACGCAUUAAUCUUUUAAAUUUGCAAUUUACUUGCAGGUUGCUGUGUUUGCACCGAGUAAAUCUGUUCGUUAUCUGAAUAUAACGUUGCCCAACAUAGUCAAAGUAUUUCCACAGGAUAGCGGACCCCACGACUUCAUCGAUAUCACU